Messenger RNA from Chroicocephalus ridibundus (black-headed gull), 750 nucleotides. Its product is annotated as cathepsin G-like. Gene Ontology annotation, cellular component: intracellular membrane-bounded organelle; cytoplasm. Lineage: Eukaryota; Metazoa; Chordata; Aves; Charadriiformes; Laridae. The record is from RefSeq and is a predicted model, not a curated record. Gene Ontology annotation, biological process: proteolysis. Gene Ontology annotation, molecular function: serine-type endopeptidase activity.
AUGUCUCCUCUGGCAACCACCUGUACCUCCAAAAGGGAACAGGUCUACCUCUACACUCUGUCCAUCACCACAGGCAAGAAAUGGACUUUUCUAGCUCAUGUUCACAAUGAGCAGUGGAAUGAUGUGCCUGGAUUCACCUUGCUGAAGCUCAGUCUUCAAAAAGCCAUCUACCUCUGGGACACUCUACUCCACUCAUGGAAAGUGAAUAUCAUUUUGACCCUAGGAGCCCACAAUGUAAAUAGGAAAGAGCUGAGCCAGAAGACAUUCAAUGUUGGACACUGGCUCAUCCAUCCCAACUAUUCAGGAGAUACCCUUGUAAAUGACAUCGUGCUACUGAAGAUGCAGCCCAACCUCAAGCUGAAUAAGAAAGUGAAUUUUAUCCCCUUGCCCUAUCAUUAUGAGGAUGUGCAACCAGGAACUAUAUGCAAAAUGGCUGGCUGGGGUAAAACAUCAAUAACAAAAAACACUAGUGUGCUGAUGGAGAUGGAACUGAAGGUUCAGCAUGAGGAAAUGUGUGAGAUGCCUUUCAAACACUAUAGGCCUGCACCCAUGAUCUGCACUGGUGAUGAGAAUGGCAAAAAACCAACUUUCCAUGGUGAUUCUGGUAGCCCAUUAGUCUGCAAUGGGAAGGUUCACGGCAUUGUUUCUUAUAGACACCGACAUUGCAUCUUCCUGGAAGUGUUUACCAGAGUCUCCUAUUUUGAGCCCUGGACAUGUGAAGAGCUGAGGAAGUUUAGAAUCGUAGAAUAG